Messenger RNA from Schistosoma rodhaini, 2254 nucleotides. Lineage: Eukaryota; Metazoa; Platyhelminthes; Trematoda; Strigeidida; Schistosomatidae. The record is from the annotation of a GenBank genome assembly.
AUUAUUAUCCUGUUGAAAAUUACAAAAAAACAAAUAAUUAAUUAAUUAAACUAUCAUUGAUUGAUUACAUAAUCAUUAUUUGUGAGAACCUUUCAAUAUCCUAUUAUUAUUGUUAUGUUAUGGAUGAAUCAAUGGAUGAUAUCCAAGAUGAUACUAAUAAUAAUUUACCAUUUACUAAAAGUGAAAUAACAUUUUUAGUGAUUAUAUUUGCUAUAGUAAUUAUAUUAGCUGUAGUUGGUAAUACAAUUGUAUGUAUAUUAUUACGUUUUCAUUAUUGUAAUAUCAUUCGAUUCUUUACAAACAGAUUAGGAUGUAAAAAAAAAUCUACAUUAUCUAAAUCAUUCAAUCAUCAUCAUCAUCAUCAUCAACAUCAACAACAUCAUCAUCAUCAUAGCAAUAAUAAUAAUCAGAUAGAUCCAUGGGUUGAUGAAUGUCCAAGUAGUCAACAUGAAUGUAGUUGUGGUAAACCAUGUAUUAUACAAAAUACACAUCGUUACAUAAUAUUCAAAUCAAUACAUAAAUCAUAUGAACAAAAUACAAGUAAAAGAAAUUAUACUGGAUCUAUUACAUUAGAUAAUAAUCUACCAAAUGUUAAACGUACAAAUUUCACUAUAAAACAUAAAUGGAAAGCUGAUAAUUAUAUAAAAGGAAUGCGUACAUCAAGUAUAACAAGUUUAUUUUUAUUUAAUUUAAGUUUAGCUGAUAUAUUAAUGGCUGUAUUAUGUAUACCAAUGAAUGUUAUUACAGAAAUUAUAUAUUUAUGGUGGCCACUUGGUGAACCAUUAUGUAAAAUUGUACCAUAUGCACAAGGUGUUAGUGUAUUUGUUAGUGCAUUAACUCAUGUACUUAUAUCAUGGGAUCGUUUUAUAUUGGUUUAUUUUCCAUUAAAACCAAGAAUGACACAACGUAAAGCUAUAUUAUUAUUAUUAACUGUAUGGUUAUUAGCAUUAAUUAUACCAUUACCUGUACCUAUUGUAAAUAGAACAGUUCAAAGGGAUAAUGAAACAUUUUGUAUAGAAGAUUGGAGUUUAUUAUUAUCAUCUAUUAAAACAAUCAAUAUUAAUAAUUUUACAAAUUUAGAUCAAAUUAAAAAUGAGAUCACAAUCUAUAUCAAUGAUCAACCUUAUAUAUUACAAAUUGAUGUUAUUUAUACUAUAUUAUUAAUGAUAUUACAAUAUUUUUUACCAUUAGGUAUGAUAUGUGGUACAUAUAUAGCUAUUGGAAUUAAAGUAAUACAUUUACAAACACCUGGUGAACGGAAUAGUAUAAGAGAUCAGAAAUUAACUAGAGCUAAACGUAAGAUGGUGAAAAUGUUAACAUUAGUAGCAUUAAUGUAUGGUUUAUCCCAGCUUCCAAGGCAUACAAUCUAUUUACAUGGUUUAAUUAAUCGUGAAUUUUGGUUUAAAUCUUAUUCAAUUAAAGCAUGGGCUGCAGCUAACUUUGCUCGGGAUUCAUCAACAUGUUAUAAUCCAUUUAUUUAUGCAUGGAUAAAUAAAAAUUUUCGACAAGAUAUAUAUCAUUUAUUUUAUUCAUGCUUUUUAUCAUGUUUUAAUCGAUGUUUACCUAAAUUAUCACGUUCAAAUAAAACAAAUUUGUUACCACGUAGCAACAAUAAUAAUAAGAAAAAGAUACAGGUACCAAUUAUUCGUAUGACACAACCUUCUGUCAAUGAAGGUAGUUCAAAUUCAAUUCAUUUUUUUUCAAGAAAUCAUUCAACUACUACUCAUAAUGAAAUACAUGAUCAAUUAAAUAUAAAUCGUGAUACAGAUGUUUAAAAAGAUACCAUGACGACCACCACCAACAGCACCACCGACACCACCACCAACAACAACAAUUAUAAGUAAACACAUUCAUGAAGAAACUGUUUUACAUAAAUUAUGUUUUAAUCAAUACGAUUUAUUUUAAAACAGAAAAAACAAAAACAAAAAAAGCUAAAAUGUAUUUUGUACAUAGACAUUUAUAUGUAUAAUUAUGACUAUGUAUUUAUAUUCAGAGUAAUGAUAAGAUUCAGAAAGAGAUUUAAUGGUUAUGAUUACAUAAUAAUAUAUCAUUUAUUCCAUGACAAAUAUUAAUAUUCUGUAAUUUUUCUAGUUUAAAAUAUAUAAGUAUACAUUGAUGAGGCUAUUGAUAUUGGUAGCCUUCAAAUGGCCUGGUGCUACCGAAGAUGGGGAGAGCCAACUCUUCAUCUCAAAAUACUGUCACAUAGCCACGCAUAUAUAGCCUUUGCCAUGGAAGUCCUACUCACUGCCUUCUC